AUGAGAUACACCGUAGGAUCUCUCGUUGCCCUAGCUGGCCUCACCAACGGCCUCCCGCACCCACAGCUUCCAGGUCUUCCAGGUCUUCCAGGCUUACCUUCCGGCCUUCCUGGCCUACCCGGUCUUCCUGGCCUGCCUUCUGGUGGACUACCCGGUCUUCCUGGUCUGCCUUCUGGUGGACUACCCGGUCUUCCUGGCCUGCCUUCUGGUGGACUACCCGGCUUGCCUGGUCUACCUACUGGCCUGCCUGGCUUGCCUACCGGCGGCCUACCUGGUGGCUUACCUGGUGGCCUACCCGGCUUGCCCACUGGCCUACCCGGCACACCUAGCAUUCCCGGCCUCCCCGGUCUUCCUGGUGGCGGCAACAGUGUUGGAACCGGCCCUCAGGCCACAGCCGCUCCGAAUAAGACUGAUGUAGCAGUACCCACUCCUACUGGUGCAGCCGGCACGAUUGGCAGCGACUGCAAACCGCAGGGUGCCGCUGGCGCUCUUGGAAGCACUGAGAAUGGUGUGACGGACAAGAACUGCUGCACUGGCUUGACCGUCAUCUUUGCUCGUGGCACUGGAGAGCUCGGCAACGUGGGAACUAUUUCGGGACCGCCCAUGUUCAAGGCCCUUAGGCAGAAGCUUGGUGCCGACAAGGUCACUAUUCAGGGUGUCAACUAUGCUGCUUCCGCUGCUGGUAAUGCCAACUUGGGCGCAGACGGCGGCAAAGUCAUGGCUCAACUCGUCGCAUCCGCCCUCUCCCAGUGCCCAAGCACCAAGGUCGUCGUCUCCGGCUACAGUCAGGGCGGCAUGGUCGUUCACAACGCGUUCCAGAACGGGCUCUCGUCAUCCAAUGUCGCUGGCGCUGUUCUCUUCGGUGACCCAUUGAAGCAAUCCGCUGUUGGCAACCUCCCCAAGGACAAGGUCAAGGAAUUCUGCGGUACUGCUGACUUGAUCUGCGGUGGUGGAGGCGAUGGAGGAGCGACCGGUGACCAUCUCGGCUAUGGCAGUGUGGCGGAUGCUGCUGCGACAUUUGUGUUGCAGGCAGCCGGCCUUGCUUAG
Messenger RNA from Cucurbitaria berberidis CBS 394.84, 1047 nucleotides. Its product is annotated as carbohydrate esterase family 5 protein. The record is from RefSeq and is a predicted model, not a curated record. The coding region runs from base 1 to 1047 and encodes 348 amino acids. The transcript has 2 exons. Gene Ontology annotation, molecular function: cutinase activity. Gene Ontology annotation, biological process: carbohydrate catabolic process. Lineage: Eukaryota; Fungi; Ascomycota; Dothideomycetes; Pleosporales; Cucurbitariaceae. Gene Ontology annotation, cellular component: extracellular region.